CACCACAAACGAACAGGCACAUGACUUACACGUUAUCGACUUGUUUCGACCACAUUUUGUACUAAGAAAACUCUUUCAGAUUUCCAAUUAUUAAUAAUGAAGAAAAAAUUUUACUUUUCUAUAUAUGGACACAUCUCAAAAGCUGUGUUCAUCGAUCAGCAUAGCGACGGAAGAGAGACGAAGGAGAAAGAAAGUGAAGAUGAGAGGAAAAGAUAAGCAUGAAUCUGAAACCCCCCAUGUGCUCAUAUUUCCAUUACCAGCGCAAGGACAUGUCAAUUCCAUGCUCCUCCUGGCGGAGCUUCUCGCCAUUUCCGACGUCCACGUCACCUUUCUCAACACCCACCACAUUCACCACCGUCUACUCCAGUUCGCCGGCAACAUCGAAGCUCGACAUCCUACUCUUGGCUUCAAGACCUUCGCCGACGGCGUUGCCCAGGACCACCCGCGAUUCGGAGGCGACAUGAACGAAUUCUUCAACCACGUUAAGUUUCAGGGCAGCCUCAAGUUGAGGGAGUUGUGCUCCGACCAUUCUGGAAAGCCAAGGAUCACUUGCAUUAUAGCUGAUGGCAUGUUCGGAGACAUAUCCUCCGACAUCGGAGACGAGCUCGGCAUACCCAUAAUUCAUUUCCGUACGGCGAGUGCAUGCAGUUUCUGGUCAUUUUUUUCUGUCCCUGUGCUCCUUCAAAGCAACGAACUUCCAAUUAGAGGGGAGGAAGACAUGGAUCGUGUAAUAACAAAAAUCCCAGGUAUGGAAAACUUGAUUCGGUGUCGGGAUCUUCCAAGUCUUUGUCGAGGAACCCAUGAUGGCAAAUUUUCUCUGGACACCGUGGUAUUCCAGACCCAUCAAUCACUUCGAGCUCAAGCUCUGAUUUCUAACACAUUUGAAGACUUGGAAGGUUCGGUCCUCUCCCAAAUACGGAAUCGCUUCCCCAAACUCUACGCCCUCGGUCCUCUCCACGCACACCUCAGUUACAGAAAAGCCUCCAAAACGCCGUCGGAGGAGGAACCGCCUCCUUCCUUCACAAACAGUCUCUACGAUGUAGACAGAACAUGCAUUAGGUGGCUCGACGCUCAGCCCCCAAAGUCGGUGAUAUACGUGAGCUUUGGCAGCGUGGCUAUCAUCACGAGGGAUCAAUUGAUGGAGAUAUGGUACGGUUUGGUGAACAGCAAGAAGCGGUUCUUGUGGGUAUUCCGACCCAACUUGGUGGCGGAACAAGAAGCGAAAGAUCUGCCGUUGGAGCUUGUGGAAGGGACAAAGCAGAGAGGGUGUACAGUGGGCUGGGCCCCACAACAGGAGGUGCUUGGACAUGCGGCGGUCGGCGGGUUCAUGACACACAGUGGGUGGAACUCGACGUUGGAGGGGGUGGUGGCCGGCGUUCCGAUGCUUUGCUGGCCGAACUUCGGCGACCAACAGAUAAACAGCAGAUAUGUGAGUGAGGUGUGGAAGAUGGGGUUAGAUAUGAAGGACUUGUGUGAUAGGAAAGUUGUAGAGAAGAUGGUAAACGAUCUGAUGGAGGAGAGGAGGGAGGAGUUUGAGAAAUCGACGCAGGCUAUGGCAACCUUAGCCAAAAAGAGCGUGCGUGAAGGUGGUUCCUCGUGCUCCGAUUUGGAUAGUUUGAUUGAGUAUUUAAGGUCAAUUUGUUAAGGAAAAUGGCCAUCGUUUUUCUGACGUUGAGGUAAA
Neltuma alba is the source of this 1681-nucleotide messenger RNA. Its product is annotated as 7-deoxyloganetic acid glucosyltransferase-like. The record is from RefSeq and is a predicted model, not a curated record. Gene Ontology annotation, molecular function: quercetin 3-O-glucosyltransferase activity; quercetin 7-O-glucosyltransferase activity. The transcript has 2 exons. The coding region runs from base 125 to 1645 and encodes 506 amino acids. NCBI's taxonomy places the organism in Eukaryota, Viridiplantae, Streptophyta, Magnoliopsida, Fabales, Fabaceae.